Messenger RNA from Sebastes umbrosus (honeycomb rockfish), 1383 nucleotides. RefSeq names its product TLC domain-containing protein 2-like. Gene Ontology annotation, biological process: regulation of membrane lipid distribution; plasma membrane organization; membrane assembly. The record is from RefSeq and is a predicted model, not a curated record. The coding region runs from base 502 to 1251 and encodes 249 amino acids. NCBI's taxonomy places the organism in Eukaryota, Metazoa, Chordata, Actinopteri, Perciformes, Sebastidae. Gene Ontology annotation, cellular component: plasma membrane. The transcript is spliced from 5 exons.
GUGGCCCCCUAGGCGACCGCCUAUAUGGCCUAAGCCGUAAGCCGACCCUGUGUCUAACUGUUAACCAUGUUGCUUUACUUUCCACUUGUUGUCACCUGUGGCUGUUUACUUCAUUUUCUCCUGAAUAUGAACACAUAGUUGCUUUAAAGGCUUUUAUGACCAGACAACUGUUUCUUAUUGUCAUCGUAUUGAUGCUUAUUUUAUGCUGAGUGAAGCAACAGUGAAUGUCAAAUAAACAGUGUGGUUUCUUUGCCAGAAAGGGAACCAUAUCAUGAUGACAUGUCAUGUUAUCAUGUGACCGUGACCCUUUACCCUUUACCCUUUACCCGUGCUCAGUGAUCACUUUGUCACUUAAAGUGAGGGGAGGUCUGUGUGUUAAAGGGCAGGGAUCGUGUGUUUAAGAGAGUUCACUUCUCUCGUUCCUCAAAAUGUGCCCCGAACACAGGAGGAGCACAUGGGAUCUGAAGUGAACUCAGGGCACCAGGCUCAGUGCAAAAGAUUAUGGAUUUAAAGUCAACCCUUCUGGUGGUUGGAGGAUCUGCGUGCUCUUUCAAACUGCUGAACACGAUCAUCAGAUUCCUUCCAACACCAGAGCUGGCACGCAAGAAACCCUGGAGGUGGAGGAAUAUCUGCACUUCUUUAGCUCACAGCUCGCUGACCGGAGCAUGGGCUGUUUUAUGUUUCUACCUUCAACCUCAGAUGUUGGAGGACCUGAUCUCCUCUCACUCCUUGCUCUCCCACAGUCUCGUAGCUGUGUCUUCAGGUUAUUUUAUCCAUGACUUCUUAGACGUGGCCUUGAACCAGCCAUGUAAACAGUCCUGGGAGGUGCUCCUCCACCACUCUGUGGUGCUCUCCUGCUUCAGUCUGGCGGUAACGUCCCGCCUCUAUGUGGGCUACUCUGUGAUGUCUUUGCUGGUUGAGAUCAACUCCGUUUUCCUUCACAUCAGACAGCUCCUCCUCCUGUCAGGACGGAGGAACAGGCCGGGGAAUGACAUCACAGCCCCUCACCCCUCUGUGACCUUCAGCGUGACCAGCUGGCUCAACCUGGGAACGUUAUUGGUGUUUCGGGUCUGCACGCUGGCUUGGAUGACGCACUGGCUGGCAGCUCACAGUGAAUGUAUACCUCGCUACGUGCUGAUGAUGGGGACGGUAGGCCUGAGUCUCGUCUCCAUCAUGAACAUGGUGCUGUUUUACAGGCUGCUCAGGGCAGACAUCCUCAGCAGCACACACAACACCAUCAGAGACCACUAGAGCAGGGGUUCCCAACCUGGGGGGGUCGCGAAGCCUUCUUGAUUUAAAGGGGUGUAAGACAACUUUUUAAAAAAAAUAUACCGUUGGCUGAUAUCUCAGUAUUUCAUUCAUUUCUGUGAAGAUAACUAAAUG